This is a messenger RNA of Cuscuta campestris, 1984 nucleotides long. NCBI's taxonomy places the organism in Eukaryota, Viridiplantae, Streptophyta, Magnoliopsida, Solanales, Convolvulaceae. The record is from the annotation of a GenBank genome assembly.
CUCAACUGGAGGUCAUAUACUUUUGUGGCUAGCUCUUGGAUCAAUCCAUCAACCAACACAUAUCGUUGCUUGUUCGUCAAGAAAGCCUCAAAAAAAUGGCCCAACAGCGCAAUCGAUACCCAGCCCGAGGCAGCCCAAUUAAGCCCAAUGAAAUGGGCGGGAACAUUGUUCAAAAGUGCAUCCUAGCAUUGUAUAUAAUGUUCGACCACAUAGUGGAGUUUGCCCAGGAUCUAGUGAACACCAUGAAGAUACGUUGUGACAAAUUUAUUAAGAGCAUGCACAUGAACCUCCUGGAAGGUAUGGCAACGACGUCAAAGCAAGAUUUCGGCCUCAUGUACGAGCAGGAUAGGGAGGUGGUUAGAACUAAAGAGGGAGAAAAGAAAGAAGUGGCGAAGAAGCUGAACAAGUUGUCGAUGCAGGUGACCAGUACUGCAAGUCAAGACCGCAAAAGCAUCCGAUGUGUGGUACAUGUGGAAGAAACCAUCCGGGUGAGUGCUGGAGGAGCUUGGGGUUGUGCAUGGGAUGCGGGCACUCUGGCCAUUUCAGGAGGGAUUGUCCUGCGAACCCUGGUCCUCAAUUUCUUAUGGCUGCGACAUCUACUCAAACGACGGCUCCCCGACCUGCCCAAAGUCAGCGCUCAACGGCCCGAUCACAACCUCAGUGACCCUAGUAGGAGCAUCCGCCUCAGGCUGCACCACAUCAGCAGGGCUGAGCUCCACCGAGGACAAUAUGCUAUGCAAGGGCGUGAUGAUUCUAAUCCCGACGUCAUACUUGGCAACCAUAUUGGAUAUGUUGCUGGAUUGACCCGCUAUGAGAAUAAUAUAUGGAUGUCUAAUAACAACCAUAACCUCACUCUUCGCUCAAUCCUCGACAAAGAUAAGUUAACCGGCUCUAACUUCUUAGACUGGCAAAGAAACCUCGUUAUCGUUCUUCGACUCGAGAAGAAAGAAUAUGUGCUUGAACAAGCCAUCCCACCUGUCCCAGCCGCCAAUGCUUCUACAGCAAUCAAGGAUACUUAUGAGAAGCAUGUUGAUGAUGACAAUCAAGUGGCAUGUCUCAUGUUGGCUACGAUGACUUCUGACCUUCAGAAACAUCACGAGAGUAUGAAGGCGUACGAUAUGAUCAUACACCUAAGACAGCUCUACCAAGGACAAGCUAGGCAUGAGAGAUUCCAAAUCUCCAAAGCUCUCUUUAGUUGCAAGUUGUCAGUUGGAAACCCCGUUGGUCCGCAUGUUCUCAAGAUGAUUGGCUAUGUCCAAACUCUUGAGAAAUUGGGUUUCGAACUAAGGACUGAACUUGCAACUGAUCUGAUUCUGCAAUCGUUGCCAGAGUUGUACAAGCAGUUUGUGGUUAAUUAUGAGAUGCAUGAACUCGAUAAACCGCUGCCAGAACUUUUGAAGAUGCUGCAAACUGCUGAAGAGAGCUUGAUGAAAGGAAAGGGGAAUUCUGUCCUUCUAGUUCAAGGAGGAAAAGGCAAGAAGAAGUUCAAGAAAGCAAAGAAGAAUGGACCUAAAGGCAAGGGUAACACCAAACCAAAGUCAAAUUCUUCUAAGCUCGAGCCUAAAGGUGGAGUGGCCAAAGAUUCCAUUUGUCAUCACUGUGGUGAAGUUGGCCACUGGAAGAGGAAUUGCAAGCAGUAUUUGGCAACCAAGAAAAAGGGUGAAGCUUCUGCUUCAGAAACUGAAGAGAAGUAGGAGUGUUGAUCUUGAAGAUGCAAGGGUUGCAGCUUUGUGGCGCACUAGUUUAAGUUUUAGUAUUUGAUCAGUUUUCAAUUUCGAAUUGAUGUUUACUUAUUGUUUUAAGUAUUAUUGGUUAUUUCAAUAAAGGACAAAUUGUUGCUCCAUUUAUAGAAGUAUUUCAUAUGAUCAAAUAUUUUGCCUCACAAGCAUAUCGCAAUACAACAACUAUACCAAGGCUACAAAGUACAAAUAUUAAUCAGUUAAUAAGUUUGUCACAAAAUUAUGAAUGAAGUGAUAACCACUUA